CCCCAACGUGUGCGCGGUGCAGAAGCUGAUCGGCACAAACAGAAAAUACUUCACCAACUGCAAGCAAUGGUACCAGAGGAAGAUCUGUGGGAAAUCAACGGUAAUCAGCUAUGAGUGCUGUCCUGGAUAUGAAAAAGUUCCUGGAGAAAAAGGCUGCCCAGCUGCGCUGCCGCUUUCAAAUAUCUACGAAACCCUGGGAGUUGUUGGGUCUGCCACCACGCAGCUCUACUCCGACCGGUCUAACCUAAGGCCAGAAAUCGAAGGACCUGGAAGUUUUACAAUUUUUGCCCCGAGUAAUGAGGCCUGGGCAUCCUUGUCUGCUGAAACUCUGGAUUCCUUAGUGAGUAACGUUAACAUUGAGCUGCUCAAUGCCCUUCGCUACCACAUGGUGAACAAACGGGUCCUCACAGAUGAUCUCAAACAUGGGACAACGCUUAACUCAAUGUACCAGGACCUGCCUAUCCAGAUUCACCACUAUCCCAAUGGGAUUGUGACAGUGAACUGUGCCAGGCUGUUGAAAGCAGACCACCACGCCACCAACGGCGUCGUUCACGUCAUCGACAAAGUCAUUGCCACCACCACCAACAGCAUUCAGCAAAUCAUAGAGACAGAGGACAGCCUGGAAACCCUUCGGGCUGCUGUGGCUGCUUCUGACCUCAACAGCUUGCUUGAAAGUGAAGGCCAGUACACGCUCUUGGCUCCAACCAACGAAGCCUUUGAGAAGAUCCCACGAGAAACAUUGAACAGGAUCCUAGGGGACCCAGAAGCCCUGAGGGGUAAGGGCUUGUUUACUGAGCACAUCCUGAAGUCAGCCAUGUGUGCUGAGGCCAUCAUUGCUGGCCUGACGAUGGAGACCCUCGAAGGAACCACCUUGGAUGUGGGCUGCAGUGGGGAAGAGCUGACCCUCAACGGCAAGCCCAUCAUUGCUAACAAGGAUGUCCUGGCAACCAACGGCGUCGUACAUUUUGUUAAUGAGCUGCUGAUCCCAGACUCAGCUAAGACUCUGUUUGAGUUGGCACAAGAAUCUGAAGUUUCCAAGUCUACAGAUUUUUUCAGACAAGCUGGUCUCAGUUCUCAUCUAACUGGAAGUGAGCGAGUGACCCUCCUUGCCCCAGUGAACGAUGUGUUCAAAGAUGGACUCCCCGUUGUCGACAGCAACAUGAAAAACUUGCUGCUGAACCACAUUGUUAGAGACCAGCUCUCCUCUAAAUAUCUUUACCAUGGACAGAAACUACAGACUCUGGGUGACAAGGAACUGAGAGUUUUUGUGUACCGCAACAACCUUUGCAUUGAAAAUGCCUGCAUUGCUGCCCAUGACAAGAGAGGAAGAUUUGGGACCCUGUUUAGCAUGGACAAAAUGUUGACCCCACCGACUGGCUCAGUGAUGGAUGUCCUUAAGGCAGACCAUCGCUUCAGUACAUUGGUGGCUGCAAUCCAGUCCGCAGGUCUAACGGAGAACUUGAACAGGCCAGGUACCUUCACGGUGUUUGCUCCCACAAAUGAAGCUUUCCGAGCCAUGCCCCAGGGGGAGCUGAACAAACUAAUGGGGAAUGCCAAGGAGCUUGCUAACAUCCUCAAGUUCCACGUGGCUGAUGAGAUCCUGGUGAGCGGCGCAGUCGGUGCCCUUGUGAGGCUCAAGUCCAUGCAGGGAGAUAAACUGGAAGUCAGCAUGAAAAACAACAUAAUACAUAUCAACAAGGAGCCUGUUGCUGAGAGCGAUAUCAUGGCCACGAAUGGUGUGAUUUAUGCCGUGAACUCUGUCUUACAGCCGCAGGCUUCAAGGCCGCAAGAAAGAGGUGACGAACCUGCAGAUCCCGCGUUAGAAAUCUUCAAACAGGCAUCUGCGUUAUCCAAGGUUUCUCAGAGGAAUCCUCGGCUAGCACCCGUCUACUCCCGGUUACUAGCGAGGAUGAAGAACUCGGGUGGAUUCUGA
Apaloderma vittatum (bar-tailed trogon) is the source of this 1933-nucleotide messenger RNA. It is a transcript of the gene TGFBI, whose product is annotated as transforming growth factor, beta-induced, 68kDa. Gene Ontology annotation, biological process: cell adhesion; extracellular matrix organization. Lineage: Eukaryota; Metazoa; Chordata; Aves; Trogoniformes; Trogonidae. Gene Ontology annotation, cellular component: extracellular matrix. Gene Ontology annotation, molecular function: cell adhesion molecule binding. The record is from RefSeq and is a predicted model, not a curated record. The transcript is spliced from 17 exons. The annotation marks the transcript as partial.